Diprion similis is the source of this 2962-nucleotide messenger RNA. Its product is annotated as squamous cell carcinoma antigen recognized by T-cells 3-like. NCBI's taxonomy places the organism in Eukaryota, Metazoa, Arthropoda, Insecta, Hymenoptera, Diprionidae. The transcript is spliced from 6 exons. The record is from RefSeq and is a predicted model, not a curated record. Gene Ontology annotation, biological process: RNA processing. Gene Ontology annotation, molecular function: RNA binding; protein binding. Bases 168 to 2954 code for a protein of 928 amino acids.
GGGAUGUAUAAAAACAUAACCUUCAAUGUUUGACACCCUGAAAUCCUAGAUGUUACUCUUCUAAGAAGCAAAGACAAAAUCGGUCGUUUUCAUAACAUUGGAUCAUUAGCCGUGAAGAGUUUGAUAUCGAAAGACAUCGUACAUAAUACGCGCCUAAACAGCUAACAAUGGAUGAAAUGGAGUUGGAAAAUCCUGGCGAAGAGGAGAAAAAUGAUAGUGAUUUCCUUUUGGACUCUGAUGAAGAAGAGGUUAACAAUCUUGAUAAUUCCAACUAUAAUAUGAUAGAGGACGAAGCAAAUUUCGAAAAAGAAAUAGGAAUGGAUGACGAUGAUAUUGACGACGACAGCGAUUCUGAUGACGAACAGGCUAACGAAGCAGAAAUCAAACUCUUGAAUGCUAAGCUGGAAGAAAAUCCCUAUGAUUAUUCUAGCCAUGUUGCUUUGAUAACAAAAUUGCAAGAGAUGGGCCAGAAAUAUUCAGAUCAACUGAAGAGUGCCAGAGAAGCUAUGAGCUCCAAGUAUCCUCUUAGCUCUGAACUAUGGCUUUCCUGGUUGCGAGACGAAAUCAGUUUGGUUAAAACCAGCUCUGAACGAGAGGCGGUCACCGAGUUGUGCGAGCGAGCAGUGAAAGACUAUCUUUCUGUGGAAGUUUGGUUGGAAUAUCUUCAGUUCGCUAUAGGAAGUUUGGGUACUACUACCGAUGCUGCUAAAGAUGUUAGAAACUUGUUUGAACGGGGAUUGACCUGCGUUGGCUUGCACGUUACCAAAGGCGCGAUCAUAUGGGAAGCAUUUAGAGAAUUUGAAAAUGUGUUAGUCUUAAUGAUCGAUGCAUCCAACGAGUCGGAGCGCAAAGAACAGAUAAAUCGCGUUGGUGCUUUAUUCAGACGUCAGUUAAGUUGUCCUCUACUUGAUAUGGAAAAAACAUAUGAAGAAUACGAAGUGUGGCGUGCUGGCGAUGGAGCACAAGCAACCCUAGACGACAAUGUUGUUUUAACUGGCUACGAACGAGCGUUCGCAAAACUGAACUUGCGUUUACCUUUUGAAGAAAAACUCAUCUCAGCUCAAAGUGAGCCUGAAUUAUUAGAUGCCUAUAAAGCAUAUCUACUUUAUGAAAAACAACACGGAGAUCCAGCACGUGUCAAUAUACUUUACGAACGAGCCAUAGUUGAGCUUAGUUUGGAAGGUUCACUGUGGUUGGAAUAUAUUACAUACAUGGAAAAUAAUCUAAAAAUUCAAUCCAUUUUGGAACCACUGUAUGAGAGAGCUACUAGAAAUGUACCAUGGUAUGUAGUCAUUUGGCAAAAAUGGUUAAGAGCCUAUGAAAGAUGGGAUAAACCGUUAACCGAAGUGCAGACAUUACUGGAGAAAGGUUUAAUGGCUGGUUUCACAUCUGCUGAAGAAUAUCGCAGUAUGUGGCUGACUUAUCUGGAGUAUCUACGUCGCAGGAUUGAUCUAUUCCCGGAUGACAGGCAGAAACUUUUGAAAAUUAUCAGAGAAACAUUCAAUCGCGCUUGUGAAUAUUUGGCAAAAGCGUUCGGUUUGGAGGGUGAUCCAGGAUGUGUGGUAUUGCAGUACUGGGCCAGAACCGAAGCAAUUCAUGCAAAUGACAUGGAAAAGGCUAGAACUUUGUGGGCUGAUAUACUCUCUCAGGGACAUUCCACAGCUGCUGCCAGCUGGUUGGAAUAUAUUGGUUUGGAAAGGUGCUACGGAGAUACGAAGCAUCUUCGUAAAUUGUACCAAAAAGCACUGGGAUCUGUCAAAGAUUGGCCAGAAAGUAUAAUCAAUGCUUGGUUAGAUUUUGAGCGGGACGAAGGGACAUUGGAACAGUUAGAAUCCUGCGAGGCGAAAACAAAAGAAAAAUUGGAAAAAGUUGUCGAAGAGCGAAAAAAAGUGCAAGCUGCUGCGUUGCCACAUGAAGUUACACCUGCGCCAGCUAAACGGGCAGGUAAAAGAAAACCUGAAGAUACAGGUCGAUGGAAAAACUUGCAUGGAUCUCCGAAUAAGCAAGGAAAGUUUGAAGCAACUACAAAGCCAAAGUUGAGGGAAAGCGUUCUUAGUGUGGACAGUAAAAUAACACCACCACCUGGCUACAAGUCAUCCAAAGACGAAUCUAGCACCAAGUCGAAACUUGCACCACCACCAGGAUAUAAGUCAAAGGAAGUUGAAAAGAUGGAUGAAGAUAACUCGCGCACUGUUGAUGAGAGAAUAACCGUUUUUGUCAGCAACUUGGAUUACAAUGCAACCGAAGAUGAAGUAAGAAAUGCCUUAGAACCUGCAGGACCGAUCACUCUUUUCAAAAUGGUACAAGAUUUUAAGGGUCGCAGUAAAGGGUUCUGUUACGUGCAGCUUAGCAGUGCAGAUAGUGUUGAGCUGGCACUUAAAUUAGAUAGAACACCAAUUAACGGCCGACCCAUGUUUGUUUCUCGAUGCGAUCCUGAUAAAACGACCAGAGGACCAGCAUUCAAGUAUAGCUGUGGAUUGGAAAAGAACAAACUUUUUGUAAAAGGUUUGCCUUUGACGAUGACAAAGGAGCAAAUUGAAGAACUCUUCGGUGCUCAUGGUGUCCUAAAGGAAGUUCGCCUUGUAACGUAUCGCAAUGGGCACUCUAAAGGUAUUGCUUACGUUGAUUUUAAAAGCGAAGCUGACGCGAGCAAAGCACUGAUAGCUACUGAUGGAAUGACCAUAGAAGACAAAGUAAUCAGUGUUGCUGUCAGUCAACCUCCUGAACGCAAAAAGGGGUCGAUCAAUGACGACGUCAGUCUUAUUAAAUCUCUUGGCGGGACAACCACAAGCCGAACUGGUUCCAAUGCGCCGAAAACUAUGCUUUCUAUGAUACCACGUAGUGUGAAACCUCUUUCCAAAAAUGGCGAUGCAGGAAUAUCAGGUAACGUUAUUAGCAAGGAACCACUGAGUAAUGCAGAUUUUAGAAAUCUGCUACUUAAAAAUAAAAAAUAAUUUGACGC